CUACCGUGUAUCUUUGAAGAUGAAGAAGAGGUGAGGCGCUCACGUAUGAGCUGUUGACUCCAAUGGUUGUGGAACAGAAAUAUUAUCGUUUUGGAUGUAGUCAACCAGGCGGUGCUACUGUCCUGUUGACCAUAGCAGUGUAGUUUGCUUAAAGACAGCAGUAUCAUUUUCACGAGGGUUUUACAGCUUCAGCUACGAUGACCGAAUUUUUCAGAUUGCUGGACAGCGAUGUUGUCGGUUUCGAUUUAGACCAUACGCUUUGCCGAUACCAUCUGAAGGAGACCUCCAAGCUGAUCUACGAGAGCUUUGCCAGGUAUUUGGUAGAACAUAAAGGCUAUGAUAAGGAUUUGUUAAACCUGACACCUGCUACCUGGGAUUUUUGUUUUAAGGGCUUAGUGGUGGACCUUGAAGAUGGAAACUUAGUGAAGCUUGCUGAAGAUGGAACAGUCUUGAGAGCAACACACGGAACUACGGAUCUGAGCACAGAAGAGAUCAUCAAACAUUAUGGUCCAAAAAGGGAGUGGAAGCACUUUAACAGCCUCAAUACCUCUUUUGCAAGAUCAGCGAAAUACUAUUUAUAUGACAACUACUUUGAUCUACCUGGUGCUCUCCUCUGCGGAAGAAUUGUGGACAUGUUGCACAAGUGGGGCAAUGACGUGAAUUCUGAUUUUUGGAAAGACAUGGUCGCUGCCAUUGACCACAAUUACAACACAUCGGCAUUUCGAGAAGAUGCAGGGACUUAUUUUCCCAAUGUUAAGCGGGACCCUGGCCGUUACUUGCAGACCUGUUCUGAGUCCGUCAAGUCUUGGCUACGCAGCAUGAAGAACGCAGGGAAAAUCCUUCUUCUCAUUACCAGCUCCCACAGUGACUACUGCAGGCUCAUCUGUGAACACAUCCUUGGGAAGGACUUCGAGGAGCUUUUUGAUGUCAUCAUCACAAAUGCCCUUAAGCCCGGUUUCUUCUCCUUAAAACCGCAACAGAGGUCCUUCAAAAACCUCGUGAAUGAUGUGGAGGAAAGUGAGGAUAUGCCAUCAUUGGACAAACCCGGUUGGUACUCCCAAGGCAACUGGAUGCACCUCCAUGAACUGCUUAAGACCAUGUCAGGAAAACCAGAGCCCAAGGUUGUGUAUUUUGGAGAUAGCAUGAGGUCGGACAUGUUUCCUGCUUGCAGCUUUGCAAAAUGGGAAACAGUAAUGAUUGUGGAGGAAAUGGAGGGGGAAGGUGUCCCCCAGAGUGAUGCAGCAAAAUCAAAUGAGGCCCAAGUGGAGCCUCAGGAGAAAAAGGGAAAAUUUGAGGAAAGCAUGAAGUCACCUUCCACGAUGUCUAACCAGUGGGGUUCCUACUUUGUUGAUGUACAUAAAAGUGGUGGAGAAGAUGAGGAGAUCCAGAAACUGACCUGGUGCUGUCACUGCAUUCACAAAUACAGCACCAUGGCCAUUCCUAGUGUGGAGCACAUAGCAAAUCUCCCUCUGGAUUACAAGUUUCCGAGGUUUUCUCCAGAUAAACAGUGCACAAAUGGAUACUUUCCGAGGCCCCCGGAUUCUUUGCUCAAGCGAUGCAAAAUUCUGACCUGAAAAGUUAAAAAAGGACUCAUCCUUCAGCUCUGUGGUCUGUGACUCCACUUAAUCCCGUAAUUCUCUUCCAACCCCAAACCAUUUGUGGAGCACAAAUUACCCCACCCCCAUCACUGAUCCAUUCAGAAAUCUUGUUGAAUGUAAUAUAAGAUACAUUAUCUGUCUGUAAUCAGGUCUCUCUCGGAUAUUGUUUUGUAGUUUAGUGUCCAUGUGAGAAUACAACCUCGUUUUGGUGUGUGUCUGACGACAGUAGUACCUUGAUUUACGAGUUUGUUUUCCGUGACCACACUUGAAAUUCAAAUCCAUUGUAUCUCAAAUCAUCUUUUCCCAUUGAAUUCAGGGAAAGCUGUUAAUGCUUUCCUGCCCUGCUGAAAACACUGGGUUUUUUUCAAAGUGAAAAAAAAUUAGUGUACAGCAUUGUAACAUACUGUAAUAACAUAAUGUGCAAAUAUGUUAAUUAAUUGGUUGAAUGAAUUUCUAAUGGUAUGCACGUCUUAGCCACCAGCAGGCAGUUCAAUGCAUAAAUGAUACAAACUAAAAAAAAUGGUCAUAGCUAAGAUCGGUAAGAUGCAGUAUUUUUCGUCAUUCUCUUUGCACAGCAAAUAUAUAUCUUGAGUAUUUUUCAUUUUCAUCCGCAUGUCUUGCUGCACCAUUUGUGUUCAAAGAUCCAUUGUUUAAAAGUUUACAAGGGCUGCAACAUUGAGGCUAGUUUGGUAGCCGGUCUGUGGCUAUUUGCAUUGUGCGUUAGCAUUUAGCUAGCAGGCUCCAAAGGGACAAUAUUUGUUGUAUGAGUUGUUGUGAGCCCAAUGAACACACACACACAAACACAUACACACAUCAUUACGUCCAUCACCCGGUGAAAAUAUUGGCCGAACAUUGGCUCUUAAGUUGGGUGUCUAAUAAGUCAAGGAAUCACUGUAUGUGUAUCUAUUUCCAAAGUGUAAUUAGUUGUGGGAAAUGUUGUAAUGUAUUAAAUAGGGUAGUUCUUUAAUUUUUUUUUCUCGUUAGAUUGUUUUAACAACUGUCAAAUUGAUGUAAUAAAUGAGAUGUGAGUACCUCAA
Hippocampus zosterae (dwarf seahorse) is the source of this 2635-nucleotide messenger RNA. RefSeq names its product 5'-nucleotidase domain containing 1 (gene nt5dc1). Gene Ontology annotation, molecular function: 5'-nucleotidase activity. Lineage: Eukaryota; Metazoa; Chordata; Actinopteri; Syngnathiformes; Syngnathidae. The transcript has 13 exons. Bases 198 to 1574 code for a protein of 458 amino acids. The record is from RefSeq and is a predicted model, not a curated record.